Molecule: messenger RNA, 6251 nt
Organism: Durusdinium trenchii
Lineage: Eukaryota; Dinophyceae; Suessiales; Symbiodiniaceae
Source: the annotation of a GenBank genome assembly
GAACGGAGGACUCAUGGGGGCCGGGCCGUCAAGUGCCGAUGAGAAGCUUCGAGCCGACGUAACUGUCAAGCUCCACGGUGCCAAACGAGCUCGAGGAGAUGGGCGACCCAACAAGACCCUUUUGGAGGAUGCCUUCAAUGCCGUGGGCCCCGAUUCGGCGGGGACCAUCAGUUUCCUGCAAUUCAAACGGGCCUCGGAGCGCUUGGGGAUCCGCGGUGUCUCCGAGAAGCAGCUAAAGGUGGCCUUCACUCCCUUCGAGGUCUCUCACGCUGGUCGUUUUGCAUGCGCAGACUUCGUAGACUUUGUUUGUGAAGAGCGCAGGCCUGCGCCGACAGGCCCAGAGCCAAAGCGGCGUCCAGCUUCAGGUAUGGCAGCGAGGCCCAAGGAUGUGCUCUCCGACACCUCCGAGAUGGGCCUCCGAAUGUCGGCCGCGCGCAUCGCGGACGCCAUCUUCGAUAAGGAGGUGGAUUUGCGAGAAGCCUUUAAGAAGUGGGACAGGAAGAAUCUCGGCGGGCUUGACGAAACUGAAUUCCAGGGCGCUCUCUCCAGUUUGGGAUUCGACGCAUCACCGGAGAUGGUCUCAGCUGUCUUUAAGGUGUUUGACUUGAAAGGAGACGGUCGUGUUUCCUGCUGGGAGUUCACCCGGGGCCUUCACAACCUGCAAGCGGCUGCUGAAGCGACUGCAUCGGAAGAGGAGCGGCGGGCACGAAGAGAUAGGAAGAAAGCAUCUGCACUUCGAAAACAGGAGAACCAGCUGACCGUCAUCGGGGCUGGUUUAGGUGGAGGACAUUUGCCAGAGGCUACUGCACUGUCCGGAGCGCUUGCGGGGGACGAUGCUGCAUGCCUCAGGAAGGCGCUCCGCGCCGCAGAAGACGCGGGAGUAGAUGCAGAGGAUCUGAAGGCUGCCAAGUUGAAACUUCAAGAGCUGGAAGAGAAAGCUGCCGCCGCAGAUGCGUUGGAGGACGCGAUGGACGCCCAGCCGCGGAGCGCCCGGCGCUUGCGGCGAGCGCUGGAAGACGCCGAAGCGGCGGGGCUCGGUGAGGACAGCCUAAGAGGGGCACGAAAGAGUUUGGCACGAGAGGAGUGGAGGGAUCAAGUGAGAGGAAGACUACAGGAGGCCAUGCAGCGUCGGGAUAUUGCAGAGCUGCGCGAAGCGAUUGCAGAUGGUGAGGCUGCAAGCUUGCCUGAGGAUGAAUUGGUUCCCGCAAGGGAGAUUUUGGCAGAGGAAGCGCGGCGUGCACGAGCACGUGAAGCUUUGGAGAAUGCGCGUGACGCAACCAGCUUGCAAGAGGCCAUUCGCCUGGGCGAACGGGUUGGCUUGAGCGACUCAGAGCUCGAGAAAGCUCGCAAGGCUCUCGAAGAGUUGACUGGCCGCGAUUCUGCCGAGCAGCAGUUGAGGGAAGCUAUUCGUACAAGGGACAUCUCUGCCCUGCAGAAGGCCAUUGCACAAGGAAAGGCGCAGGGAGCAAAUGCUUCGUUGAUCGCAGAGGCUGAGCGCUUGCUUGAUGAAGAGUCUCAAAAGCAAAAUGCACGGAAGAGACUGGAAGAUGCAAUGGCAAGUGGGGAUGUUGAGCAGCUGGGUGAUGCCCUUCGGCACGCUCUAGGAGUGUUGCCCGAGCAUGACAGCACGCUGCAUGCAGCUCGAGAGCAGCUAAAGAUAUUGGAAGGGCAGGCAGCAGCUCGAAGAGAUCUGGCUGAAGCCAUGAAGUCAGGUGAUGCUUCUCGCUUGCGGAAGGCCCUUGAAGCAGCAGAAGCUGCAGGUCUGAGCAGUACAGAUUUAGCAGGAGCUCGAGAGAUGUUGGAUGUCGAGACUCGUAGACUUCAAGCUCGAGACGCCUUGAAAUCAGCCCUUCUUUCGGAGGAUGUGGCUCGACUUAGAGCUGCCAUCCAUGAAGGAGAACAUGUCGGGUUACCCGAGGAUGAGCUCACCGAAGCGCGCCAGCGCCUCGCCAGGCUUGAGGACCAAGCUUCCGCGCGGCGGAAGCUUGCUGAAGCGAUGUCGUCCAGAAAGGUACAAGAUCUUCAAGAAGCGAUUUCAUUUGGAGAAUCUAUGGGCUUAGGUGAGAAGGAGCUGGCUCCCGCUCGCCGGGCUUUGGACUCAGAGCUGCGCAAGGAGCAAGCACGUUCGCACUUGCAAAGGGCUGAAGCUUCAGGAGACAGCAACGAAUUAGCGAAAGCAAUUGAGGAGGCCAAAGCAGCUGAACUGGGGCCGGCUGAACUUGCCAGUGCGCAGGCUGCUUUGAAGAGGGCGGAACGCAAAGCAGCAGCUCGCACGCGGUUGCAGGAGGCCGUGCGUUCCGGAGAUGCAUCGUCGAUUCGAAGUGCUUUGGAAGAAGCAGAAGCCGCAGGCUUGAGUGAAGAAGAGCUCCAAGAAGCCAGAGACAUGUUGAGCACACAGGACUUGAAAGCUGUUGCUCGACGUCGAUUGCAAGAUGCUACCGCUAGCAGAGACAAAGAAGCACUGCAAGUUGCCUUGGACGGUGCAGCUGCUGCUGGGCUCUCACCAGAUGAUGUAGAAGUUCGAGAAGCUCGCCGUGUCCUGGAAGAAGAGCUUCGAAAAGAGAAUGCGUCUCAAGCUCUUCGAACUGCCGCAGCUGCGUCCGAUGUGUCGGCCUUGAAGUCCGCUUUGGAAGAAGCUCGAGCUGCCUCCGUGCGCGCUGCUGAGAUUGCCGAGGCGGAGGCCAUUCUCAAGCGCUUAGAAGCCCAAAAGGCCGCACGAGAGGAGCUUCAAAAGGCCAUGUCAUCCAGGAAGACGGAGGAUCUUCAGAAAGCGAUCCGAUCUGGUGAAGAGGCAGGUCUUCAAAGUGAGGUGGAUGCAGCUCGUGCGGUGCUUGAACAGGAAGAACGCAAGGCUUUAGCCCGACGAGCUUUGCAAAAGGCCAUGGUCACUCGCAAUGAGGCAGCCUUACAAGAAGCUAUUCGAGAAGCAGAAGCCGCUGGUCUUCCCGCACACGAGUUGGCAGCUGCCAGAGCAGCUUUAGCAGCUGAAGAUGAAAAGAGCAAGGCUCGCAAACGCUUGGAACAAGCCAUGGCCGAACGUGCCAUUGGCCCUCUGAAAUCUGCACUUGCUGCAGCCGAACGGGCACAGCUCAAAGCCGAAGAGCUGUUGCCUGCCAAAGAGUUGCUGAAGGAGCUGGAAGAGAAGGACGCGGCCAAAAAGAAGCUCCGAGAAGCCAUGGCUUCUCGUGACCCGAGUCGUUUGAGGGCAGCCAUUGCCAAAGCUAAAGCAGUGGGCCUGAAGGAGGAUGUGGCGGAGGCCGAGCGUAUUCUGGCAGAAGAGGAGGCGAAAGAGGAAGCCAGGAGAAGGUUGGCCGCAGCCGAAGCGGCCGGGAGCAUUCCAGAGCUCGAGGCCGCGCUGGAGGCCGCGACUGCUGCCCAGCUGCGGCCGGAUGAGUUGCGAGCAGCGCAGCAGCGCCUGGAGCAGCUGCGACGCCGUGAGGCCGCGCGGACGGCGCUCCAAGAGGCCAUGAGGCAAGAUGAUGUGGAGCAGUUGACGCAAGCUCUACGUGCAGCUGAAGGGGAAGGGGUGGAAGACAGCUUGCUGGAUGAAGCUCGUCGACUCCUGCGACAGAAAGAGAAGUUGGCUCGAGCUAGAGAGGCUUUACAACGAGCUCUUGGGCAGGGUGAGAUCAACGAGCUCCGCUCCGCGAUCGAACACGGCCGCGCCAACGGUUUGGAGGAGGAGGAGUUAGCAGCGGCAGAGGCAAAGCUGAAGGAGAUGGAAGAGGCUGAAGAAUUGGAAAGGAAGCGAAGGGAAGAAGAAGCUGACCGAGCAGAGCGAGUUCGUGAGGAAGAGCGUUUGGCGAUGUUGGAACGUGCCAAGCAAGAUCAUGCAAAGGAUUUGCUUCAGAAAGCUCUUGGUUCCAGAGAUAUGGAUGCCUUACGUGCUGCGAUCGAUGCUGCCACAAAGGUGGGGCUGGAUGAAAGCAGUAUUGAUCAAGCUCGGCAGGCCCUUGAGGAGGAAGAAGCCAAAGAACAAAAGCUUCUUGAAAUGCAAUCUGCACGGAAUGCUCUUGCAGCAGCGGUCUCAUCGGGGGACAUCAAUCGAUUGCAAGAUGCGUUGCAGCGUGGUGCUUCCGCGGGGUUGGAGGACUCCGAGUUGGAUGCUGCCAGAGAAGCCCUGGAAAGGUGUGAAAGAAGAGCUUCUGCUCGUGCAGCUCUGCAGGAGGCCCUGAAGAGUGGAGCUUCUUUGGAUCAGAUCCAUGAGAGCCUUCGGAAGGCCGAAGCCCUCGGUGGGAGUGGAAAUGAAGCAGAUGCACUGCUCAUUGAAGCAGUCAAGAAGAAGGCAGCACAAGAGCAGGCAAAGAAAGACCUGGAAGAAGCACUUUCGUCAAACGAUGUGGAGAAGAUCCGGCAAGCGCUGCUCAAGGCAGGUGAGGCGGGUUUGAGUGCCAAUGUGUUGCAAGAUGCGAUCGCUGAAUUGCAAAGACUGGAGCGAAGGGCGGAUGCCCAACAGAAGCUGCAGCACGAACUAGAAGCUUCUAGAGCGCAUAGCACCGAUGUGGAGAAGCUUCGAGGUGCUAUCGAAGCUGCCAGCGAGGCAGGUUUGGAUGUCAGUGAGGCAGAGGCUGCACUAAGGGAAGUUGAGAGGCGAGCAACAGCACAACGGCGAUUGUCGAAUGCCAUGAGUUCCAGCCCGGCGAAUUUGGAUGCCUUGAGAGCAGCCUUGGAAGAGGCCAAGGAAGCUGGGCUUGAUGGAGACGUCGUCAAGGAGGCGGAAAAAAGGCUUUCACAAGAAGAAGAGCGUGCGAAUUUGACGCGGACUUUGCAGAAGAUGGGCACUGCAACUCUCGCAAAGGACGCGACAAGCCUUGGCCUGGAUGCUACGAGCCCUGUCGGUCCCUUUGAGACAUUGCGUCCCGACGCAGGCGAUGAACCUGACAGAAUACACACCGCUGUGGUCAAGUGCACCCCGACCUCGCAAACGAUCAUCGCGGAGAAGGCGGAGUACAUUUUCAAGAAGGCCCCAGUGGACGAUGCCACGCCUCAUGAAGACCUGAUGAGGACCUUGCGACAACGCAUGCGAAAGGUGAAUGUCUCUCCUGCAGAAGCCUUGUCCCAAACAAUGCAGGUGCCAGCUAUUGCCACUUCUCGUGGUGAUGGGAGCACACUACCACCCGUAGAUUCAGAUGUGGCCCAGGCCUUCGCAGAGCAACUUCAGAUGUCUCUAUCCACCGCCAGGACCAUCAAAUUCUUGCAAGAUGUGGAUCAGGCCUCAGGUGGUGAGGGCAACAGUGAGGUGUCCGUGCCCGCUUUCCUCGAUGCCUUAAACGGAUCAACUGGACGAAGUACUGGGCCGUCUGGUCCGACAGCUCCAUCUGGGCCGUCUGGAGGUCCAGGUGACACGUUGUUCACAGGGCCUCAUGCGGCGGCAGCAGCACGAGAGGAAAAGAAGAGGCAGCUGAUGCAACAGAGUCGACCACAAGAGAAUUUGCGGCAGCUGGUGCUCCAGCAACGGGUGAGCCAACUGAGCCGAAAGGAAGCUCAGCUGGUGACGAAUUUGCGAGAAGCGUUGUUCGAGCGGCGCUCCAACAUGCAGAAGAUGUUCAAAAGUGUUGACCUGAAUGAUGAUGGAGUUGUGACACUAGAGGAGUUUCUUCAUGCUCUUGAAGGUGCUGGAGUUGCUGUGGGUCAUGAGAUCGAUCGUGCUCGCGCACAGGUCACCGAAGAAGAAGCUGCACGCAUGUUGGCGUAUUUUGAUCGCAGUUGCACCGGAACGCUUCAAUACAAUGAGUUCAUGCGACUCCUACAGGGCACACUGGACUUGACCGAUGAGGCUCCAUGGGAUCCCGAGCUGGCCAGACGCAUCCCGGACAUUGGCGAAUAUCGAGGUGGGCCAAAGCCAGCCCUCAGUGGGACGCAACUGGUUCGAGCAGCGGCAGGGCUGAGGGAGGACUCUGACGAGCGGCAGGUUCAGAAUGUUUUCGCAAAAUGGGACGUGAACAACGAUGGAAAGAUAUCAGAGAGGGAGUUCCUCUCUGUUCUCCGAAAGGUCGAUCCCAAGAUCCGCGACCAGGAUGUAAGGCGUUUGUUCGAACAAGCCGAUUGCAAUGGAGAUGGCGUCGUGGACUACCAUGAGUUUGUCUCGUGGCUCUUCCAAUCCGCUUAAGUCUCUCUUUCGGCAUUUUUCCGCCGCUGCCGUGGCUCUUCCGGUCGCAAGACCGGCGCCGUCCGCGCCCAAGGCGCUUUCAACCUUUUAGCUAUUGGUGCUGUUCAAUGGUGCCACUCAUUGCAAGAUAUCUUUGAUCGGU